This is a messenger RNA of Epinephelus fuscoguttatus (brown-marbled grouper), 5962 nucleotides long. RefSeq names its product kelch-like family member 8 (gene klhl8). The transcript has 12 exons. Lineage: Eukaryota; Metazoa; Chordata; Actinopteri; Perciformes; Serranidae. The record is from RefSeq and is a predicted model, not a curated record. Gene Ontology annotation, molecular function: protein binding. Bases 1486 to 3330 code for a protein of 614 amino acids.
UUUCACAAACUGUUGGACCUAUGGUUAUGUUUGAUUUCUCAGAUUUUAUGUCAACGUUUGUCAACUGUUGUGCCCGAUUUUAUGUCCUAACCUUGCUGCGAUCAAUAUGAGUAUGUUUUGGUAUCAUACCCAAAAAGUAUGACAGGUCAAAAAUAAAUUUACAUGGCAUCUAAAGGUGUUAGCUUUAGUUUGCAUUAAAGAGCUAAUUAGCAAGGUGUGUGACAUUUGCAGUAAUGUUAUAGUUGUUAUCUUAGAUAUUUGCAUCCAUUAUCUCUUGAUAUUUUCUUGUCCAUGAGUAGCUGUCAGAGCAUCCUUGCUGCAUUUGGGUCACCUUAUUGUAAAUUUUGGGCAUGUGUAAGAAAAAAAAGGUAGCCAACACAUUUCUAUACAUGAGUACACAUAAUAGGGUAGUUAGGGCUUGUUUGGCUAGGUUGGAUUGAAGAUGCACUACUUUAAUACAUAGCAUUAUCUACCAAGUAGGUAUCGAUAGGUGCAAAACAAAUCUGUGAGCUGCCUGCGUGAUCUGAUGAGCAAUGCAUUCAAAGUGCAAAGAUCAGAUAAUAAAAAGUGCAUGAGUGACAUGUAAUCAGGAGAAUUACAACACAAAAGGUGGAAUAAAUGUGAAAUGCUAUCUCUAUGUCUGCAUAAGAAAUAUGCUUGGCAUUUAUCAGUCUACCACAAUCUCCUUCACCCUCAAUCUCUUAAAAGGUUGAGAGGAAAAUUUGUAAAUUCAGUGUGCAGGAAGCAGGCUCAUUAGCUCUGUAAGUCACAAUGCUCUGAUCAAAGGCAAAACUAAGGAAGCAUUAAGUGUAGUUGCUGUGUGCUCCAAGACAAGUGGGUUAAGUAAUCUGACAUGACAACAGUAGGUCCACAUGAGUGCACACCCGUCUUUUGUGUAUUUUUGUACCUAAUUUGGUGUAUUAGUUGCUUUGUGGGAGAGCAUUUUGUUCACAGAUGCGGAUGCAUAGAAAAAUAUGUUUGAACUUUUAAAAAAAAGGUCGGUGGCACAGACCGUUCAGUUUGAGCUGUGGAGUGGAGUUUUGCAAUACAUCUGUCGUUAAAUUAUUGACGAUCUCAUUCCUCAUAAAUAAUACAACGUGACGAUGUUAUCAUCUUAAGACCAUGAAAGCGUUCUUGAAUCUUGUCGUUGAAAUAAGUGGAUCUAACAAAGUCCCUAUGUGUGGUUUCAAAGAUAAAGCUUACCCAAGAGCCUACAAAGUAGAGCAGACUUCGAGAGAGAGCCUUUGAUCACUAGUGCAUAUGAUGGGACUUGAUGUUUCUGCUCUUAUAGCUGAGAGGACUAGUGAUGAGGGGGCGAUACACUGGGUCUAUUCAGACAUAGCUUUAAAGAGAGACAGUGCAUCAUCUGUAAGGUGUGGGAGGAGCUUUGGCCUCUGGCUGUCUGCUCUUAGUUUCUCUGUGACACAUCAACUGUGAAGAUUUUUCAUCAGAUUCAACAAUAGGUGUUAUUACCUGUAGCCAGCUAUGGCACCAGGGGAUGUGGUGCCAGACCAUGCUAAGCAGCUGAAGCCCAAGGAGAAGCGGCCUGGAAACAGGGCAUCGAAAGCUGACUGUGAGCCUGAUGGGUCAUUCAUCUUUGAGGCUCAUGAGGCUUGGAAGGACUUCCAUAACUCCCUCAGGCAUUUCUAUGAAGUAGGAGAGCUCUGUGACGUCACGCUGAAGGUUGGCAGUAGGUUGAUACCAUGCCACAAGCUAGUGCUGGCUUGUGUGAUCCCUUACUUCAGGGCCAUGUUCCUGUCAGAGAUGUCUGAGGCUAAGCAGGAACUGAUAGAGAUCAAGGACUUUGAUGGUGAUGCCAUCCAGGACCUGGUGCAUUUUGCCUACUCCUCCAAGCUCACAUUAACUGUGGACAAUGUCCAGCCUCUGCUUUAUGCUGCCUGCAUCCUCCAGGUGGAGUUGGUGGCAAGAGCCUGCUGUGAGUACAUGAAGGCCCACUUUCACCCCACCAACUGCCUGGCAGUUCGCACCUUCGCUGAGAGCCACAAUCGCGUGGACCUGAUGGACAUGGCCGACCGAUAUGCCUGCGAACACUUCACUGAGGUAGUGGAGUGUGAGGACUUUACAUGUGUGUCUCCCCAGCACUUGCGCACAUUAUUGUCCUCCAGCGAGCUCAAUAUCCAUUCAGAGACACAGGUGUACAAUGCAGCAGUGAAAUGGCUGAAAGCAAACCCACAGCACCACGAGGCCUGGCUGGACCAGAUCAUGUCUCAGGUGCGCCUCCCCCUGCUUCCUGUUGAGUUCCUGACGGGAACAGUGGCCAAGGAUGAGAUGAUCAAAGGUAACCUGAGUUGUCGCGACCUGAUGGACGAAGCCAGGAACUACCACCUCCACCUCAGCAACAAGGUGGUGCUGGACUUUGAGUAUUCAGUCCGCACCAUACCCCGGAAACACACUGCAGGGGUUUUGUUCUGCGUGGGUGGCCGCGGGGGUUCCGGUGACCCAUUUCGCAGCAUCGAGUGCUACUCCAUCACCAAGAACAGCUGGUUCUUUGGUCCUGAAAUGAACAGCAGACGGCGUCAUGUGGGUGUAAUAUCUGUGGGAGGGAAGGUUUACGCUGUUGGGGGCCAUGAUGGUAACGAACACUUAGGCAACAUGGAGAUGUUUGACCCCCUCACCAACAAGUGGAUGAUGAAAGCCUCCAUGAACACCAAGAGGAGGGGUAUAGCCCUGGCGGCUCUUGGUGGUCCUAUCUAUGCCAUUGGAGGUCUGGAUGACAACUCCUGCUUCAACGAUGUGGAGCGUUAUGACAUUGAAAGUGACUGCUGGAGUGCUGUGGCGCCGAUGAACACACCCAGAGGAGGAGUGGGAUCUGUGGCAUUGGGGAGUUUUGUGUAUGCGGUGGGAGGCAACGAUGGUGUGGCCUCACUGUCCAGCGUGGAACGGUUUAACCCACAUCUCAACAAGUGGACUGAGGUCAGCGAGAUGGGCCAGCGGCGAGCUGGAAAUGGAGUCAGCAAACUCAAUGGCUGCCUCUAUGUAGUGGGUGGUUUUGAUGACAAUUCACCCCUGAGCUCUGUAGAGCGCUUUGACCCAAGAAUGCACCGUUGGGAGUACGUGUCAGAGCUGACUACCCCGCGUGGGGGAGUCGGGGUUGCCACUGUAAUGGGAAGAGUGUUUGCAGUCGGGGGUCACAAUGGGAACAUCUACCUGAACACAGUGGAGGCUUUUGAGCCUCGAAUGAACAGAUGGGAGCUGGUGGGUUCAGUGUCGCACUGCCGUGCCGGAGCUGGAGUGGCUGUCUGUUCAUCUCACGUCAGCCAGAUCAGGGACGUCGGCCAGGGCUCCAGCAACGUGGCCAACUGCAUGUGACCACCGCUCCACUUUUUACCAGGUGACUGACUGCCAGGUCACCAUCAGAUCUAAUCACUGCACAAGCACACGACACAAAGCACACAGACAGUGACGCGGCAACUUCAUUGCUGUCGCCACUGUCUGAACAUCAGCCUUAAUCACUCAUAGGCUGGUGUUCAGUUUGCACAUAGUGAUUGAGGAAUAUUAGGGAGGUUUUGACUGACUUGAAGUGCUCGUCUGACAAAUCUGAAGUCUUCUGACAAAAGAUACAUUAGAGACAUUUUUCUUGACUCCUGCUGGUGUUAUUUGCAUUCAGUGAUGUAGUAUUUUGUACUGUAUUUUCUUCCGUUUGACUGCCUUUACAUAGUUUUGAUUUUUUAAGGGAACAUAGUAGCCGAGCCUACUAGUAUUUAAUACUAACGUCUCGAGAAUGAGAGGUAAGUUUGGAUUCAGAACUACUAGGUUAACUGCACAUUAUCAAUGUGGACUGUAAAGUAGGCCAGUAUGAAUGCAUUUCAAAGGUUUCUUUUUAAAGACUGGCUGUGGUUUACUCAUUGGCUCUGCAGUUAUUUUUGUUAGCCACAGAGAUGUGACAAAUCAGUAGUUUAAAAUAAAAAUAAUGCUGGAUUUAACACAUUGUUUGCAGUGCAGCGUGUGCAGUUAAACCAUUAACAUUUUCAUCAGCCAGUCUAAAAUAUGAUGUUAAGAUGUCAAAUGCAUUUCCAAGACUCCUGUGAUCUAAUGCCAGAUGAGGUGAAAGCAUCCGUUAAAGCAGUUAGACUUAUGAAAGGUGCGUUUCAGAAUUAUUCUAAUAGCAGUUUGACUGCAGCAAGCUGGAUUGUAUUGCAGCAGUUGUAACUGGGAUCUGCCUGUAAUCAUUUGUGUUUGAACAAUCAUUGAAGGGUGAUUGGGACAAAUCAGUCACCGAGAAAGGCGUGACAGGUCAAAGGAAUUCAACUGCUGCAAGUGCCAAACACAAAAAAGUUUGUCCCCUGUCUAGAAAGCGUGUACGUGUAAAUCUGUUUAAUCCACCUGCUGAAUCCUGAGUCGCUUCAUUGAAGUCCCCCUCCACUUAAAAAUAUGUUUUUCAUCUGUUAAUCUCCCCUAAAAUGUCUGACCGUGACUAUACUGACUUGUAUCUGUGCAAAGUUUCUCACUAGAGAGGUGUUUUCACAUUCCUGUGCUGGAAAUCUGAGUUUCAAACGUACCCUGGGCAAGGUAGAUUAGGUACGUCACUAGUAUGAAAGUCAGUUGCUGUCUAAUAUGCAACACAUAUUGAAAGGGUAACAGACUUCCUGUGCAGAGCGGACUCAUCAGUACACAGAGCAGAGUUAGUAUAGUAAAGGUUUUGACAGCAAACAUGGUAGAGUGUGCAGUUUUUAGAUCUAAACCGGACCAAUGUGAACAAUCUGUAACAUUGUAGCAGAUUAUUGUAUGUUUCACGACCACUAACCCUAUGUUAGCCACUGCCAUAUACAAGCUAACAACAUAAAUAAAUAAAAGAUGCUAACUCCACUGACCAUUCUAAAAUGUUUGCUAGUGGCUGAGUUUGGUGUACGACAGACAUCUCAUCUGAGUCUGGGUCUGACUGAGGCUGAAACAUGUACUGCUGAAUCUCUCCGACAUUUCCUCUAACGCUAACGUUAGCCGUCUUGAUGAAUGCUGCUCUUCAAGCGGUUAACCUAGCAGUAGCUUCGCACAGCCAGACCUAUCUUCACACUCUCCACAGACUGAGAAUUCUUCAAUGAGGGAGAAAGAGAAGAUGUGCUUUUAUGAGGGAAAACCAUGUUAAACAAAGUAGUAAUCAUGGUAGAGUAUUUUUACAGACGUGUCUGGAGGGGGACUUUAACCUCGACCUCAGAAUAAAUAAAGGUUUGAUGGCUAUAUACUGUACCUGAGAGUCUAGGACUGAUCAGAGCAAUACGGUGCACGUUUCCAGUUCUUUUUCAGUUUUACAUUAUUUUAUAGAGUUCUGUUCAGACUGACAGGGACAGAUAUUCAGAUUCAAGAUUUGUGUUUGACGAUAGCUGGACUGUCAGAAAUCCUAAUCAGAGUGCUUUCAGAUGUGUAUAAGAUGCAGCUGAGGUUUGUCUCUGCAGAUGGCUGUGUUAUAUUUUAAUAUAUGGACAUUUUGUAUAAUAAAUAGGUGUAUCUUUGGUAUUUCCUUAAUAUCCUUUACUACUCUAUCUAAUCCAUUGCUGUGCACUAUUUUCCUAGAGUAGGUGUGAAGUCUGAGUAUAUUUUUGUCCUAAAUGGAGUUAUUCAUGUUAUGAGUUUGAAGAUGUUUAUUUAACACUCAUGCCUAUCUCUGCCAUAUCUAAAUGUAAUACUUUCUGGCAACAGUUUUGUUUGUUUGUUUUUUUCAGGCUGACAGAGUGAUGACUUUUAAACAGAAAUGCUAUAUAUGGUUUAUACUAAAUAUAUACAUAUUAUCGCACAGUGUGUCCUGCGGAUAUUAAUUUUAGUGCAUAUUGUCAACCUAAUUUUUACACCAAAAACUGAAGAUAAAACUUGUCAGCAGCUUUGUUAGCAAACAAGCCAGAAAAUUCUUUUGUAAAUCUUUUGUAAAGUUUACUGUACUCUGUGUUGUUCUUCCUCCUCCUGACUGCUUCCAUCUUAUGCUUUUAUUUACAUGGCAUUGGUAUAAUAA